This is a messenger RNA of Teleopsis dalmanni, 653 nucleotides long. RefSeq names its product NPC intracellular cholesterol transporter 2-like. The transcript has 3 exons. The record is from RefSeq and is a predicted model, not a curated record. Gene Ontology annotation, molecular function: sterol binding. Bases 92 to 577 code for a protein of 161 amino acids. Gene Ontology annotation, biological process: intracellular cholesterol transport. Lineage: Eukaryota; Metazoa; Arthropoda; Insecta; Diptera; Diopsidae.
UUCACUAAGUAAACUUAGCAGCAGUCUUAAGUUGAAAAAAUAUAUUUAAACUUACUUUCUUCUCUCCAGAGUCAAACUGAAAAAUCUGAAGAUGAUAGCACGUCUCGUUGUCUUUGUAAUAAUUAGCGCCUUUUCUACGGUAUUAGCGACAGAUGUGAAAAAAUGUUCCGGUGAUAAGCCAUUUCCAUUAUCAGUAAACGUAACCGGAUGCGAGACACCACCUUGUGAUAUUCUUAAAGGAUCAACAGUGGAAAUGUUUAUACAUUUUGUAUCUCACCGAGAUGUUUCUGAACUCACAACUAAAGUGAAAGCCUACACAUUUGGUAUUAGUGUGCCAUAUGAGCUGCCCGAAGAGACUAGCAAUGUUUGCCGGAAUCUAAUGUAUGGUGCCUACUGUCCACUCUAUCCAACAGAAGAUGUAACUUAUCUCUUUCUCUUUCCUGUCGGUUCUUAUCCAGAAAUCAGUGUGAAAAUUGAAAUUUAUCUAGUCGAUCAGGAUGAUGAGAUUGCUACUUGCUUCAUUUGCGAUAUUAAAGUGAAAAAAGGAAAUUCCAAGUUGGAAUUAAGUUAUGAAUAAGUCUAUGAUUCAAAGACAUGAGAAGUAUCUUAAAGACUAUAUAUGUAUUAAAAGUAUUUUAUGAAAUUUUUGGAAA